This is a messenger RNA of Pecten maximus, 6104 nucleotides long. RefSeq names its product lachesin-like. Gene Ontology annotation, cellular component: neuron projection. The coding region runs from base 104 to 1252 and encodes 382 amino acids. The transcript has 8 exons. The record is from RefSeq and is a predicted model, not a curated record. Lineage: Eukaryota; Metazoa; Mollusca; Bivalvia; Pectinida; Pectinidae.
UUACACACAGGUGAACGCGGGUGACUAAGAUAGUUGAGAUAUAUUUGGCUGGAAGUAGAAACGUUACGUUAAGAGUUUACCCAGAUACAUUGGAACAACAGAGAUGUAUCGAACUCUUUUACUUUUCUUAGUGGUGGCCUGGUCAGUGACAGUAUAUGGCCAAUUACCUGAAAUCGUGGGUGAGAUUUUCCCUGAAGUGAAACCUAAAGGAAGUACAGGAUACCUUAACUGUACAGUCGUAAACAAACAGGAUGGUCAGAAGGUGUGUUGGCAGAAGGGGAAGAUGGAAGGUAUUGACACAUUUGACAUCAGCGAAGAUGAUCGUAUCCUUGUGGCAAACAACAUUGCUCAGGGUGAGAGGGAGGACUCCGGAGAACCCAAGUAUGAGAUCAUAGUGACGAAUCUUGGACUGCGUAUAAGAUACACACUUAUUGUACGAGUUCUCUCCGACGAGGAUUCUGGGUUCUACACAUGCUUCAUACGUCAACAGAAUCAGAACUGGCAAACAUGGCCAAGCAAACUCGGGGAACUCAUGGUUCAAGUGGCCCCAAGUAUGUCUGUGACUAUGGAGAGCGUGUACGAGAGACAAAUCGGCGGAAACAUCACCCUUACAUGUCUCACCUUUGGCAACCCAGCACCUAACAUUACGUGGAAGAGAGAAGACGGAAAAUACCUCCCCGAUGACAAAUCACAGUCAUGGGGUGCUGAUCUGAAACUUAUCAAUCUUAAAAAGAAAGACCGUGGAAACUACAUUUGUGUAGCAGACAAUUCUGUGAGACCCCCAGCACGAUUUACAGUUGAAGUGAAAAUAUUUUACUCUCCCACCUGUUUUGCCGUUCAGAACACAGUUGGACAGGCUCAAAACCGACGAUUCAAUGCCAAACUGGAGUGUAUUGUGGAAGGUUACCCAACUCCUAGCAUGCACUGGGAGAAGCUACAAAAUGGCGAGCGAUACCAGAUCAGUGAUGGAGACGACUACAGUACAGAGAAAUUGUCGUCAACUGAGAAUAUGAUAUCUGAUACGUGGUACACCCUGCUGGUGAAGAACGUCCAGGCCAAUGACUAUACAGAGUACUACUGUGUCGCCACCAAUAGGUUCGGAAGAAACGAAACAACCAUCCGUCUCUUCGAGACUAUGGACUGCCAGGGACCGAACUGUCCGUCCAUCAGCCCGGGCGGGGCAAGUGGUGUCAGUGCAUGCGUACUCACAUUGUUCCUGGCUUUCUUCAUCCUUCAUGUCUUCAAAUACUGAUCACUCAUACAAACACAUACACAGCAUAAUAGAGAGAUAGAGAGAUGGUAGGAGGUUAUUAUAGACAUUAGCCGAGACUAAACUCUUCUUAACCACUAAAACAACAGGAGAAAAACUCCUAACAAUCCUCCAGUAGCUCUCUAUAGGGGAUGAUCGAGAUCAAAACAUUAUUUGAUGACGUGAUCGGUAGCGUGACGUCACCGGUUUAAUGUAAAAACUCUGACUAUGCUAUUCCAUGUACCUCAGAAAGAGACCAUUGGGAGUGAAAUUUUACAUGAAAACUUACGUUGCUACUAAAGUCCAUUUGAAUGUAAAUAUAACUUAGGAAUAUUUUAUGGAAUGGUCUUACGGGCCUAUAACACACAAGUUGUAGAUAUUUUAUCAAAUGUUGUUACGGGCCUAUAACACACAAGUUGUAGAUAUUUUAUCAAAUGGUGUUAUGGGCCUAUAACACACAAGUUGUAGAUAUUUUAUUUAAUGGUGUUACGGGCCUAUAACACACAAGUAGAUAUUUUAUCAAAUGGUGUUACGGGCCUAUUACACACAAGUUGUAGAUAUUUUAUCCAAUGGUGUUACGGGCCUAUAACACACAAGUUGUAGAUAUUUUAUCCAAUGGUGUUACGGGCCUAUAACACACAAGUUGUAGAUAUUUUAUUUAAUGGUGUUACGGGCCUAUAACAACAUUGUUAGUAGGUUAUGCAACAUUGUUAGUAGGUUAUGUUGCAUGGCAAGCUAAUAAAAAAAACAUUUCUAGGCUUAAUUUAGUUUGUUAAUUGUAACAAUGUGUGAUCCAGGACUUCAACAUUUUCUGAAACUUAAAUUUAAAAAGAAAUCAAUUACUUUCUUUAUGCACACAUCCUUCCUGCACACACACACAAUCACGCACACACAUACACAGAUACAAUACAUUGUCCAUAAGUAUACACAAUACAUACUUUACAAUGAUAUAUAGACUCCCAUUAUUACUUAUUGUAAAGGUAGACACCAUUAUAAGUAGUGUAUGAGAACAUUUAAUUAAGUCAGAGGGUGCUGGUUGUAAGAUCAGCCGACUCCACUAUAGGUAAAAUUAUAUUACCGAUGAGAGGAUAGUUCUGCCCUCAGGAGUGACCAGGGGCCAGAGGUCAGAGGUCAUCACAGGAAGGACAUGUUAUUAAAUGUUGAUAAACAACACCAGUAAAUAUAGUAACAAAACAUCCGAUUGGACGGUAUCUUACAACACCAGUAAAUAUUGUAACAUAACAUCCGAUUGGACGGUCUGUUAUUGUCUAAAGGCGUGUACUGAGAAUAGUUAUACAGUCAUCAGAUGGUCUGCCACAUAUAAUGUUGUGAUAUCAAUUUUAGUCAAAUAUGAUGUAAAUAGUAAACUCCAUUUAUAUAUACUGUAGAAUCGGAUGUGAAUAUAUACUGUAAAGUCAGAUAUUUUCGUGGGUGGCAAAUUUCGUGGUUAUAAACAUUUCGUUAAAUAUUUAUGGCAUCUGCAAAAUCGAUUUAAAUCCCCUUUAUAGACGUAAAUAAGUCAUUGUAAAUCUUGUAAUAUAUAGUAAGUUGUCACCAGAUGAGUGUCGUGGAUGUACAGAACAUCCAGCCCACCAUAAACUUAAAGCGAAAAUAAAACCACCAUGAAAAUGAACGAUUUUACAGGAACUAUACUGUUUUUGAUCACGUGAUUUAUAUUUUGUAAUAUGUUGUCAAUGUUACUUAAAAAGAUUACAUGUUCGUUAAAUGACUCCUAAGGAUCCAGAACAAUCGGUGAUUGGUGAUAUGCGUUAAUCAAACCUUACAUUGACACGUGUUAAUCAAACCUUACAUUGACACGUGUUAAUCAAACCUUACAUUUAUAUCUGUCAAUGUUUGUGAUGUCCCCGUCUUCCUUAUAUAUUCUGUGUAAUAACGAUCUUUUGAAUCCAAGAUCCUGAUUUUACAGAAUGUACACAUCCGAUUAGAUUUCAAGUAACUUGGGCUGUGUUCAUGAGCGCCUUAAUUGCUUUGAUUGAAUCGGUUACUGUUUCGUACCCAGAUUUAAUAUGUAUUCACAAUGUAGGUAUGAAGUAUAUGUUUUACAUUCCCAACUUUAUUGUACAAAAUGUAUAUAUACGAUAUUUCUCACGAGAACAGAUUAUUUGAGAACUGUUUGUAGAUAUAUCAUGAUUUCAUAGUUAAGUUUACUAUCGUUUGGACUAGGAAAAAACUGACAAAGGGAAUCUUUAUGGGGUUACAUUUCAUCAAUCCAAAGAAACUUAUGUCGCGAGAACACUAGAAGAUCAUUUAUCAGGGUGAAACGCCGAGCGGUUAACAUCCUGACUCGCUACUGUUUUGAAGGGGAGUAUUCCCAGAAUUCCUCUGGUAUGUUCGUCUAUGUUUUCUCUUCUUUAGAAAUAUUUUAACCGGUCGUGUGAUUAUAUUAGAGACAGCUGGUAAAUGAUGUUUUUUUUAUCAUAUAGGCCUUAAGCAUUGAUAUCAUAGUGUGUAUACCUCCUAACAUUACUGAUUUUUUAACACGGUAGAUACAUCAUUUUUUGUACCCUGUCGCAGUGACGUCAUAUGAGCAUAACAAUUAUAAUCAGGCUGAUGUAAAAUGUUACAUAUUUUAUGAAAUUAGUUUUAACAGUAUAUCGCUAUUACAACAUUUUUAUCAAUAUUCCCAUUUAAAAUAACAUUUGUACCUAGUAGAACAUCUUCCCUUUUGAAGGAUUAUUUCUUUUGUUCUUUUCACGUCAUCCAUUUCUGUAAAUUCUAAACAAACACACUAUUACCCGGACCAUUCCCAGACCUAAUCAGCAUAUCGUGCGCAGAGGAAACGAAGGGAAGCCAUUAAUAGAAAGAAUGUAACGCUGUCAAAAAUUACUUUGUAUUUUUCUGUGGUCAUAAUAAUAAUGACAUAUUUUAAUUAUAAUGUGCUUUUAAUUUCAUUAUAUGAGAUGUAACAGAUUUUAUGAGUAUCUCGUUGACCGUGUUCAGAAUGCUUUCACGCGCGUCAAUCCGAGCCAACAAGCGUGAUUAAUAUAAGUUGAUGCAACUUGUUUCACAAUUGUUUUAAAUAAAUUAAAUUUGCAUUCUGAAUAUGCUGUUGUUAAAUACAACGUUUAAAGGGAGGUAACCUAAGUAAAGAGGAAGGGAGAUCGCUACAAUCAAACAUUGUAGGCACAAUCUUACCGACAGAAUCUUCGCACUAGUUUUUUUUUUUUUUUUUUUUAGAUGUAAAUGUUAUAUUUCAAUGACCUCAGAAAUACUUCCAGAUUUUUAAAUUUUACUUUCUUGGCGCAUGUCCUGAUACUUAUUAUUGUUUAUCUUUUAUCUAUGUAUAUCUAUUCAAUUUUGUUUCCGUUACUGAUGCUUAAAUGUUAAGGAAUGAUGAUAUAUUGUGAGAAGGAAAGAGAGAUAUACGUUAUUUUUACUUAUGUUCAUUUCAUAUCCGAUUGACUUUCCUUUGAUCUGAGGUAGUAUUUUACCAAAAUCCUCAGGUUCUUCAAUGAUAUGUAAUAUCAUGCUAUUUUUAUGAAAAUGUUUAUCACGCGCAGAUGGAAGAAACUUCUUUACCUUGUACAACACGUGACCUGGAGUACGAUCUAUAAUAAGACAUUGGGCUUUAAUUCUACAUAUUGUCAAUCUUUAAUGACGUUUUUUUUUCAUUAACAUUCAUUUAUAAUUUCGUAGCGCCGAAUGUUUUAAAGAAAUCGGCUUUCUGACAUUUGAUUUAAUUAUUUUGAUUUAAAAUCCAUAAUUAAAGUUUCAAGAAAAAAAUUCUUUUACCUCAUUGUGGUGCAAUAUAAUGGGACUACUUACUAGUAUAUAACUGAGUAUAUCUUUUGACCUUGUGUGAAGUAAAAACCGAAAUAAGGAGCUGUAAUACACUACCUUACGUGAGUUAGUUCAUGCUGACAAGUUUGUAUAUAAGAUUGUAGAUCAUCUCAUCUCCAGCUCAGACUCGUGUAUAUAUGAUUGUAUAGUUAGGAUUAGUUUAAUGGUUUUCAUUCUAUCUUUAAUGUUUCGUUAUGUUAACGAGACGGUAUAACACAUUGGGCUUCUGCCCUCCUCCUCCCAGAUGUCUUUUCUUCAGUUUAUUUUCUUUCGGCUUAUUUCUAAUGUUUAAGAAAUCUUUUCCCAAGAAAAACACACAAGUGUUAUCAUCUUAUUUUAAUCAUUAUCUGUAACUUUUAUCUUACUUAACAUUUCGAUUCUCCCCUUUCUCUUGUGAUAAAUUAGAGCAAUACGUGUUUCUAUUAUUGACGUCACAAACAAGGUGUCAGUAUUGUACCCAGUACUACCUAACGUAAGUGGUGAUAUUUUAAUCUGAAAUGUAAACUUUCAAUUUAAGGACUGGUAAAGUUGGAUGGUUUCCUACAUCAACAUAAAACACAAAUAAGGGCACAAGUGAUAUUAUUUUACGUAUUGUCCGACUUUAACUUCUAGUUGUUUUGUUCUGGUUCUGUCGUAUUUCUACUACCUGACGUCAGCGUUGACCAGGUAAUAUUUCUUACCAGAUGUGCUACCUUACGUCAUAUACAGGACGUCAGCGUUGGCCAGGUAAUAUUUUCUUACCAGCUGUACUAUUGACGUAAGUUUGACCAGUUACGUGCUUUCUGUACGUUUCAGUCUAAGGACAGGGGAUGUUGGAGUGUUUUCUACAGCAAUAUUAAGUACUGUUGAACUGCUAUUUCUAUGUCUACAAUGUCGUUCAUACUAAACCAUCACUGUAAAUACAUAUCAUUGUAACUAUCCUGUAUGUGUAAUAAAGCCAAUGUUUAAUCACGUGUUUAGCGGGACGAUCAUCUGUAAAUAAUCUGAUUACGUUGCCAUAUUUUUUACCUGUACAUUCCAAUACUUUUAAAUAAAAAUGAUAUAUUACAUACCA